Molecule: messenger RNA, 687 nt
Organism: Moneuplotes crassus
Lineage: Eukaryota; Ciliophora; Spirotrichea; Euplotida; Euplotidae
Source: the annotation of a GenBank genome assembly
UUAAAGUAUAAUUGUUAGAUAAUAAUUAAAAGUUUUUGUUCAAUGAUGGUAAGAGACCCUGAGUCCUCACAUCCUUUGAAUUAUGCUGGCAUUUUUAAUCGAACACCAAAUCAUUAUACCAUCAAGAGUUUCUCAGGCGGUGGCAUAGGAGGAAGAUACCAAGAAUGAACCACAGAAAUGUAUUUCUACAUUAGAGCCAAGGGAGGUAGCUUGGACAUUGUGCCUCAAAAGUAAUUUAUAUAAGUUGUCUUUGCUUAGCAGCUCAGUAGAAGUUUCCCUUGUUGUUGUUAGGGCAGAGAAGCUCUAGAUAUAUGUAGAGUUUUAUGCUGGAGAAUUUUCCCUAAGCUUUGCUCAAUGGAGUUUCUAAUUUGAGAGAAAGAAAAGGGUUAAAAUCCAUCAUAAGGAGAGAGGCAUUAGUAGCUCAGCAAGGUCCAACAGACUCGGGAUACAAACCAAGUGACAAGACAGCUCAUUAAAUCCUGAGACACUAUAAUAAGGAAAUCUACAAGCCUUCUAGAGGGCUGAGUCUUAGCCUGGUGAUCUCCUUUGUGUCAGCAAUUGCUUUUCAAACCAAUUGUAUUCCUCCGUAAACCAGUCUUGUUGCUAAUAUUCACUCUCAGACUAAUCGCAAAACCUACCUCUAAUUCAUUUUAACCCUUCCCUUCACCAUAAGUUAAAAUUAUUCAA